AUGUCUCUGCACUACCUCCCCCCCGUCAAGCCCUCUGCCAUCGCCCUCGGCACGGCCUUCAACCACGGCAUUGAGCUCGCCGUCCUCGCUCCCAUCUUCGGCCAGACCUACCAGCGCGCCAAGGCUGCCAACACCAAGGAGGAGUUCAUCCGCUCCAAGGAGGCUUCCGGUGCUGCUCUCGCCUGGGGCUCUUCCCUCAUCGGCUCUGCUCUUCAGUCUUAUGGUGUCGGUGCUCUCAUCAACGCCACUGGUACGCUGAGCUACAAGGGCGCUGCUUACCUCGGAUCCCUCAUCUUCUUCGCUACCUCUGCUCCCGGCUACAUUGCUCAGAUCUUCGUUGAGAAGCGACCUCUCGACACCGUCGGCGUCAGCCUGGCUACCAAGCUCGUUGAGACCCUCGGUCUCUCCGUCUUCCUCACCUGGUGGGGAACCCGAACCAACCCUUUUGAGUAA
This is a messenger RNA of Fusarium oxysporum Fo47, 453 nucleotides long. RefSeq names its product DUF1761 domain-containing protein. The transcript has 2 exons. NCBI's taxonomy places the organism in Eukaryota, Fungi, Ascomycota, Sordariomycetes, Hypocreales, Nectriaceae. Bases 1 to 453 code for a protein of 150 amino acids. The record is from RefSeq and is a predicted model, not a curated record.